Molecule: messenger RNA, 1254 nt
Organism: Nannizzia gypsea CBS 118893
Lineage: Eukaryota; Fungi; Ascomycota; Eurotiomycetes; Onygenales; Arthrodermataceae
Exons: 2
Coding region: 1-1254 (417 amino acids)
Cellular component (GO): membrane
Source: RefSeq, a predicted model, not a curated record
AUGAUCUGGGCCUCUGCUUCCCUUCUGCUUCUGCUACUGGCCGGCGUGGAAGCGCUCGUUCCCACGCCUGUACGGACCGCUAUACCAGAGGAUACGGUUCGUCGUGUUGCUAUUGAGACUCCCACUGCGAUAACCACGGCACUAGCGAGUGUUGAACAGCGAGGUGUUUCGAUCCCCCCGGUUUCAAUCGCUCCUAUUUCCAUUCCUCCUGUCUCUAUCCCUAGCUUGUCUCUUGACCUACCCAAAAACACUUGCACUCCAACUAUCGCCCCGGACAAGAAUGGCUGGGUGCCAGCAUCCGAAUGCAAUGCGCUCUACCUCUACUAUCCUUCUUUUGGAGCUGCCAUUGCGUUUUCGGUUCUAUUUGGCGUAGUGAUGAUAGCGCAUUUCAUACAGGCUACUUUUUAUAAAGCUGGCUUCGUCUGGGUUGUCUUGAUGGGAGCCACCUGGGAAUGCGCAGGGUUUGUUGUACGUUCAAUAGGCACCCGCGACCAGCAGAGCUCCGGCAUAGCAACAACGGCUCAGUUGUUCAUCCUACUCUCACCCCUAUGGGUUAAUGCUUUUGACUAUAUGGUCCUUGCUCGCAUGAUUCACUUCUACAUCCCCAGCCGAACCAUUGGCAUUUUCAAACCUGCGAUGUUAGCGAAGAUCUUCGUCGUUUUAGAUUUCGGUGCCUUCAUCAUCCAGCUAGUAGGUGGUGGCAUGGCCGGGCCCGGACAAACACCCGAGGCUGCAAUGCGAGGAAUCCAUAUCUACAUGGGCGGCAUUGGGAUUCAGGAAUUCUUCAUCCUUCUGUUCCUCAUCCUCGCCGUUCAGUUCCAUCGUCAAAUGCUCCACCUUGAGCAUACCGGAAGAUUGCUUGAGUCCAAACGAACCUGGAGACCUCUCCUAUAUUCGCUUUACAUCAGUCUUCUGUUUAUCACCGUUCGCAUCAUCUACCGCUUGAUAGAAUUCUCGUCUGGCCACACUGCCUCAAACCCUAUACCGUAUCACGAAUGGUACAUGUACGUCUUCGAUGCUGCUCCAAUGCUCGUCGCCAUCGGAGUGUGGAAUGUUACCCACCCAGGCAAAUCCAUACGAGGCCCUGACGCCAAAAUGCCGUCGAGCGGUAUCAGCAAGCUAUUCUGCUGUGCCUGCUGCCGCUCCUGCUGCCGACGCGGGAAGACUUCAGGUUUGCAGAAACUACCCGAUUCGGAUCCAGUAGGAGAUGAGAUGUUGCCGUUCCGCCACCGGCCGCCCUCGCCGUACCGAUAG